GUUCGGACGUGGGGCACACGCAGAGCCUGCGCCGCAACCGCGGCACCGGUAGCACCACCACCGCGCAGCUGCUACUUUCAGCCAGGAACCGCCAGGGUAUUCCGACGGUGCAAGCAGAGCAAAUCCUACCUGCUUUCACGCCGGAUGACACCAUAUCGCUGGGCCGGGUGGACACGAACGGCAGUCAGGGCAGCUCGGACGAGUUGGAUGCUGACCGCACGGCGUUGACCGAAUUCUUUUCGGAGACCGAGAGCGCCUUUCUCCGACGCUUUAAACGGCUGAAUCGCUGGAAGAAAACGCAGUGGUGGCUACAGUCCAAUCAGUUUGAGAUUUUCAUCAGCGCCAUCCUCUGUGUCAACAUCUUCUGGAUGGCCUUUGAGCUACAAGUCCAGGGUGCAGUGGUUGGGUUCAUGCUGGGGGCGUACCCCGAUCCAUUGUUUCCACCCAGCUCCUACCACAACUGGGAAGAGGCCUUCGGUAUCGUGGAUCCUCGAAUGCUCCGGUGGGUUUUGGGUGUGGCCUUUUGGAAAUCUUGGCUCAACUACAUUGAUGUGGCGGUGAGUGUAAUCUCUGUGGUGGAGAUGUUCGUCUUCAUGACCUCACCGAUCGGUGUGAAUCCCGUGCUUUUCCGCCUGCUCCGAAUGGGCAAGCUGUCACGGGCCAUGCGAGUGGUGUCGAUGACCAGCGUUCUUGCGUCCUUGCAGUUGCUAUUGAAAUGUUUGGCCGCCAGCCGAGACAUGCUUUUCUGGAGCUUCUUGCUACUUACCUUCGUGCAAUGCGUGGCUGGCAUGAUCGUUACGACAUUGUGCUGGGAGUUCAUCAAAGAUGAGAAUCAAGAUGUGUCGGUCCGGGAAAGUGUCUACAGAUAUUAUGGUACCUUCACUAGAACCUUCUUGUCGAUGUUUGAAAUCAUGUUUGCAAACUGGAGUCCACCAUGCCGCGUUUUGGUGGAGCACGUCAGCGAAUGGUUCUCCAUCUUCUUCCUUUUGUACAGGUGUGUCCUGGGAUUUGCCGUCCUCAAUGUUGUGAAUGCGGUAUUUGUGCAACAGACAAUGAAGACGGCAAGUUCGGAUGAAGACAUUGCGUUCAAACAACGGGAGAAGGAUAUUACUCAGUACAACCGGAAAGUGAAAAAACUCUUUGCCACGAUGGAUUCUUCAGGCGACGGUGCGAUCAACUUCGAGGAAUUUUCUAAGUUGGUGAAAUCGCCCAAACUGAGGUUUUGGAUGAGUCAGUUGGAGUUAGAGUAUCAUGACCUCUUAAGCCUGUUUGAGUUCUUGGACAACGGUGACGGCCAGAUUACGCUCACUGAGUUUAUCGAUGGGGCGGCCCGCUUACGUGGAUCGGCCAAGGCUUUGGACGUGUGGCGUGGCUCGGCGUGGAAAAGUUCGCGGUUGGUGGAGGUUCUCUUUGAGGAAGUUUUGAACUACUUGGAUGAACUGAGAGCGCAUGACGCUUCAGCCCAGGGACAGGCAGAUCCCAACAAUCCCAAUAGCACACAAGCUUCGCCAAGGCAUUCCAGUAGCUUGGAGGAACGGCAAAAGGUGGUGAAAGAAAGCGCCCAAUAG
Messenger RNA from Cladocopium goreaui, 1568 nucleotides. The record is from the annotation of a GenBank genome assembly. Lineage: Eukaryota; Dinophyceae; Suessiales; Symbiodiniaceae.